ACGCGUUCUGCUCUCUUUAAAUUCUUCAAGCUCAGUUGGAGUUACACAAGCAUUCUUUCAUCACUCAUCUAUGGAUGCUACUUCUUCAACCCCUCCUUGCAAAUAUGAUGUUUUUAUUAGCUUUAGAGGCAAAGAUAUUCGUGGGGGUUUUCUCUCCCAUCUCUUUGAUGCUUUGCAGCGAAAACAAAUCAAUCCUUUCAUGGAUGAAAACCUUCGUAAAGGAGAAGAGAUCUCACCUGCUCUCUUGGAAACAAUUCAAGAUUCUUAUGUCUCAAUUGUUGUUUUCUCUCAAAAUUAUGCAGAUUCUCCAUGGUGCUUGGAUGAGCUUGUGAAGAUACUUGAAUGCAAGGAAAUUUUAGGACAAUUAGUCCUACCAAUUUUUUACCAUGUAGAUCCAACUGAUGUUCAAGAUCUCAUUGGGAAUUUCGGCGAGGCGUUUGCGGUUGCUAAGCAUGGAGAAGAAGUCAAAGGUUGUUUAGACAAGGCGGAUAAGUGGCGUCGUGCUCUGAUGGAAAUAAGCAAUUUAUCAGGAUGGGAUUCAAAGAAAAUCAAGUAAUUCUGUUGAUUUUUUUACUAUUCUUGUUUUUGUUUGCAUGUAUAUGUAAUCGUGUAUUAUCAAUUUACUUAGAAGCGAGUCUAAGCCUCUAAGGGUGGUUUGCUUUGACUUACUAGCAUUUGUUCUUCAUAUAUAUUACGUCUGAAUCCAAACUAGUUGAGGAAAUUGCCAAUGAUGUUUGGGAGAAAUUAAGUCUCAUCUCCUCAAGUGAUUCUUACAAUGACAACUUUGUUGGGAUCGAAUCACGUCUGAAGAAAGUGGAAUCCUUGUUAUGUAUUGAAUCGAAAAAUGAUAGAAGAGUAAUAGGAAUUUGGGGGAUGGGAGGUAUUGGCAAGACAACUAUUGCUCGUCAAGUAUUGAAUCGAAUUAUGGAUAAAUUUGAUGGGCACUAUUUUGUUGAUAA
This is a messenger RNA of Manihot esculenta (cassava), 959 nucleotides long. Its product is annotated as disease resistance protein RPV1-like. Gene Ontology annotation, biological process: signal transduction. The transcript has a single exon. Bases 71 to 556 code for a protein of 161 amino acids. The record is from RefSeq and is a predicted model, not a curated record. NCBI's taxonomy places the organism in Eukaryota, Viridiplantae, Streptophyta, Magnoliopsida, Malpighiales, Euphorbiaceae.